This is a messenger RNA of Vitis vinifera (wine grape), 2480 nucleotides long. RefSeq lists its product as uncharacterized. Gene Ontology annotation, biological process: intracellular signal transduction; peptidyl-serine phosphorylation. The transcript is spliced from 14 exons. NCBI's taxonomy places the organism in Eukaryota, Viridiplantae, Streptophyta, Magnoliopsida, Vitales, Vitaceae. Gene Ontology annotation, molecular function: protein serine/threonine kinase activity; ATP binding. The coding region runs from base 321 to 1973 and encodes 550 amino acids. The record is from RefSeq and is a predicted model, not a curated record.
CGAACGUACACGUUAGAAAACAAAUGAGAGAAUCAUGCGGACAACGAGGAAAGCAGGUCUCCGUCCCGAUAUUUUCUGGGCAUCCAAACACCGAUAAUGCCGGACUGAAUCCUCUUUCUCUCUCUAGGGUUCACGGAUCGUCUUAUUCUCUUUCUCUCUCCGACACUACCACGCGGUUGGAUGCAGGCUUUGUGAAUUUGAAAAUUUCCGUCGCCCAAGGUCGAAUAUUUUUGCAAGUUUGGCUUGCAAUUGAGAGGUUGUUGUGUUUUUGAGGAAUGGUUGUUAGAUGUUCUGAAAUCAGCUGAGGUGGAGCGGAAGGAAUGGAUUCUGCAAGGAGUUGGUUUCAGAAGUUUCAACCGCGGGAGCGAGUGAGGCCUUCAGCUAGGAAGAAGGAAGGCACAGGUGCUGAAAAAGAAGAGACAGGUCCUACAGCAGGAGAUGAAACACCUUCAAAUGUCACAAAGCAGAAAGUUGCAGCUGCAAAGCAGUAUAUUGAGAACCAUUACAAGGAGCAAAUGAAGAGUCUUCAGGAGAGGAGGGAACGGCGAAAUAUACUGGAAAAGAAGUUGGCUGAUGCUGACGUCUCCGAGGAAGAUCAGAAUAACCUGCUAAAACACUUGGAGAAGAAGGAAACUGAAUACAUGCGCCUUCAAAGGCAUAAGAUGGGUGCUGAUGAUUUUGAAUUAUUGACGAUGAUCGGGAAGGGAGCAUUUGGAGAGGUAAGAGUCUGUAGAGAGAAGACAACGGGUAAUGUGUAUGCAAUGAAAAAGCUUAAGAAGUCAGAGAUGCUUCGACGAGGCCAGGUGGAGCAUGUUAAAGCUGAAAGGAAUCUGCUUGCAGAGGUGGACAGCAAUUGCAUUGUUAAACUUUACUGUUCUUUCCAAGAUGAUGAGUUUCUUUAUCUUAUUAUGGAGUACCUACCUGGAGGAGAUAUGAUGACUUUACUCAUGAGAAAGGAUACCUUGACUGAAGAUGAGGCUAGAUUUUAUGUUGGAGAAACAGUUUUGGCUAUUGAAUCUAUUCACAAACAUAAUUACAUUCAUAGAGAUAUUAAACCCGAUAACUUGCUACUUGAUAAAUAUGGUCACUUAAGACUAUCAGAUUUUGGACUAUGUAAGCCAUUGGACUGCAGUACUCUUGAGGAGGAUUUUACAAUUGUUAACAGUCCUAAUGGGGGUCAUCAGGGUGAUCCUGCAGCACCGAAGCGCACCCAACAAGAGCAACAACAGCAUUGGCAGAAGAACAGGAGGAUGCUUGCUUAUUCUACUGUUGGGACACCAGACUAUAUCGCUCCAGAAGUUUUAUUGAAGAAAGGUUAUGGGAUGGAAUGUGAUUGGUGGUCACUUGGUGCUAUCAUGUAUGAAAUGCUUGUGGGGUAUCCACCUUUUUAUUCUGAUGAUCCCAUGUCAACAUGUAGGAAGAUUGUAAAUUGGAGAACUCAUUUAAAGUUUCCUGAAGAAGCAAGUCUAUCUUCCGAAGCAAAAGAUCUUAUCAGUAAACUUUUGUGUAAUGUAAGCCAGAGGCUGGGAUCUAAAGGCGCAGAUGAAAUAAAGGUACACCCAUGGUUUGAAGGUACUGAAUGGGAUAGACUAUAUCUUAUGGAAGCUGCAUUUAUUCCCGAGGUCAGAGAUGAAUUAGAUACUCAGAAUUUUGAAAAGUUCGAAGAGUCUGAGAGCCUAGGUCAAUCAUCAUCAAAAAGUGGUCCUUGGAGAAAGAUGCUUUCAUCGAAGGACAUGAACUUUGUGGGUUAUACGUAUAAGAACUUUGAAAUCAUCAAUGAUUAUCAAGUUCCUGGAAUGGCUGAAUUGAAGAAAAAAACCAACAAACCGAAGAGAGCAUCCAUCAAGUCACUUUUUGAGGAAGAAUCGGAUGGAUCUGAUACAGUUGCUGAUAAUCAACCUGUUCAAGGGAGCUUUUUGAACCUCUUGCCUCCCCAACUAGAAGUGUCUCGAGAUCAGAAUGAAUCAUCAUAAACCCAACUAAUUUCUCCAUAUCAUCAGAAGUUGAAGGACCUCCAGCCCACUAGAUGAAGCGCAUUUGGACUUUUAAGAGUGUGGAUUUUGUUCUCAGUUGCCCCUUCUGCAGUUUGCUUUGUUAGUGGCUAUUUUUUGGCUGGAACUUGAGGUAUGGUUGAAAACUUGAGGUCUGAGGCCUGAAGAAAGUUGCUGGGUUUCAAAGGUACUAAUCAACAUAUAGUCCCGCUUGGAAAUCUGUAAGUUUUUCGUCUUUUUUUCUUUUUCAAAAAAAAGAAAAAAGAAAAGAAAAGAAAAGAAAAAAAAAACCCCGAAAAAAUGAGUAAAUACUAAUUCAUUUAAUAUUGAUUUGUAACUUAUUAAUCGCUUUCUCUCAAUUGUCAUGUGUAAUUGUGUUUUUUAACCUGAUUAAUGACAGCAAAACAAUAUGCUCAGAACCAGAUGUUUGAUAUUCAGUUGUCUAUUUUCCCAUGAUGCUACAGUUAGUAAAAGUAGAAAUCUAGCACA